AGUACCCAAAAAAAAUAUUCUAUGUUUCAAUAAUGAUUAACACCACAAAUCUUCGCAAACCAACAAAAUGUUAACUGACGACCCGGAGAAGAAGAAUGAAUUUUUAAAUGCUGCAAAAUCAGCAAGAGAAGAAAGAGCUGCAAAGAAAUUACAAGAAGAUGCAGCGAUUAGAAUACAAUCUUUUGUUAGAGGAUCUCUUAGUCGAAAGAAAACCUAUUCCACACUUAGAGAUGAGAUCGAUAGUUAUUUGAAAGUACGUCAAGGAUCACUUGAUUAUAAUCCAUCACAGUUUGGCUCAGCUCUCUCAACUUAUAACCAUCUGAGUAAGCUUCUCUUCGUUUUUAAGCAGGAAAAAGAUUUAUUCAGAUUUCAAUGCUUCUGCAAAUAUUUACUGGCCAGCAUAUUACAGAGUACACUUAAAGUCAAUUAUAUACCUUUGGCAAUGCCAAAGACACAUUUCGUUUUAUGGAUUGAACAAGCAAAAAAAGUACUAUUGAAGUGUUGUCAAAUAACAGAAAUUUUAAAGCCAGAUGUUGCUAAGGAGUUGUGCGCAAUUACUGUAUUUAUUAAUACUAUUUUCAGCUUCACAAGCACAUCUACUUGGAAAGUAUUUAAAGAUAACGAAAAUGCUCAACUAAAAAGUAGCAUUGAUAAAAUUUGUUCCAACAUCUUAGCAUAUUUGUAUGAUAAAGGAUUAUUUCUUAGCCUUCAAAUUGUUCUGAAAAGAGCGUGUUCUAGAAGCAAGCCGUUUUUUAAUAACGCUUUGCUCUCUGUUUGUGUGACGAUUGGUUUAAGACGCGUGCAGCUGACAAACGACGAAUCAACAGCUUCCCAGUUUUUAUUAAGAUUUGUUUCAACUCCUGCAUUAUUCUUUCAUUUAAAAGCAGGAAGUGAAAAGAUUUUUAACCAAAUAAAAACUUUAAAUCUGCUGGAUAGUAUGGUUGAAAUAUUGAAAAAUGACCAAAGCAGAAAAAUUGUGUUUUAUUCACUUGAUGAAAAUUAUAAAUUAUGUUUGCUUGCUAAUCUUGUUGACAUUGCCCUUUACUCCAAUGACUUUCUGGGAACCAGAGCUGAAAGUAUUGCUAAAAUUGUCAUAGAUAUUCUACAACAAUGUGGAAAAUACACUCAGAAUAAAAAGUCAAAUUUAUGUAAUUGGCAUCCCAUUUUGGGUUGGUUUUCUCAAUCGGUGGACCAAAGCAUUCAAGAAGCGAUGCCACUAGUUAAUAUACAGCUACAGCAACUAUGGAAAGCAUCUGCAAUAAAGCAAUUUUUUGAAUUGUUGCUUUUAACUGAUCACGCACAAAUUGGAUGCGUCUCUCCUAACAGACAAGGAAGUCAAUCGAAGGAAACAAAAAAUAUUUUUCAAAAGAUACGUGAAAAAGCUAACAAAGUUUCAUCUUCGAAUAUAGCUGGCUUAAAAUUAGAAUCACCUUUGUGUAAGCUCUGCAGAAUAGUAUGCCAAAUGUAUCAGACAGCUCUUUUAGCCUUGUCUCAAUUAAAAUUAGACAUAUUAUCAAGUUUGAGCAAUAAUAAUAAUCCUGAUUUGAUAACCAAGUUAUGGUGUGUUGUGUUAACACCUGGAGUAAAUCCUGCUGCAAAAGCCUACACCGAUCUUAUGAGUAUGAGCAGAUGCGGUGAUGAGUUUUCAAUUUUACUACUUGCUUGUGAAGUAUCGAGCCAUUUGAUGAUUAUUUUGGAUGAUGGAGAGCUCUACGAACGGCAAACACCGUUUACCUUAGAUUUACUUGGCUCGAUAUCUGAUUUCCUAAAUCAAUUGUGCUUUAAACUCAUUUGGAGCGGAAAUAUCAAAGUAGGAGAAGCAGAGGAAAGCGAUUUAUUCAAGUCAUUGCAUUCUCUGUUAAUGCUUAUAUAUGAGAGAAAUUGUAGGAGGGCUUUUGUUAGCGAUGAACAUUGGCUAAUUAAGGAUGUAAAGCCGUCACAUAUUUUAUCCGAAAUGGAAAAAGGCGAUAAGAAGAGGGAAGCAAAUUUUUUGUUGCAAAAAGUUCCUCAUAUAAUUCCUCAUAAAGAUAGAGUGGUCCUCUUCCGAAAGUUCAUUCAGGCUAAUAAAUCGUCCUUAAAUAUAACCAAUUCUCUAUCAUCCCCACGACCUACGAUAAUUACAGUACAUAGAUCUCACUUAGUUGAAGAUGGCUAUCGUCAAUUAGCAGAAAUAUCUCCUAAAGACUUAAAAGGGGUAAUUCGUGUGAAAUUUGUAAAUGAACAAGGCCUUGAUGAAGCUGGUAUUGAUCAGGAUGGCGUUUUUAAAGAAUUUUUAGAAGAAACUAUUAGUAGAAUAUUUGAUCCUAGCUUAAAUUUGUUUAAAACAACAGACGAACAAAAACUUUAUCCUUCCCCUACCUCAUUCGUUCAAGACGAUCAUCUGCAAUUAUUCAAUUUUGUUGGUAAAAUGUUAGCGAAAGCGGUUUAUGAAGGCAUAGUUGUUGAACUGCCCUUUGCUCCAUUUUUCCUUUCGCAACUGUUAGGAAAGAAGCAUAGUAAUAUUUAUAGUCCUAUUGAUGAAUUGCCAUCGUUAGAUGCCGAGUUAUACAAAAAUUUGACGUUCAUAAAGCACUACGAAGGCAAUGUCGCAGAUCUUGAUUUAACGUUUUCCUGCACCCAAGAUGUUCUUGGAAAACUCCAAAGUUUUGAUUUAACACCUGGAGGUUCCGCCCUUAACGUCACAAACGAAAAUAAAAUUCGGUAUAUUCAUUUAAUGGCCAAUUUCCGAAUGAGAACUCAAAUUAAACAUCAGACAGCCGCUUUCCUUCAGGGAUUUAAAUCUAUUGUAAAUUCAGAAUGGUUGUCAUUAUUCUCAGCUAGAGAGCUGCAAAAAUUAAUCUCAGGAGACACUGUUGAUAUAGACUUAGAUGACUUACGACAGCACACGCACUAUUAUGGUGGCUUUCAUAACAAUCACAAAGUUGUCUCCUGGCUUUGGGAUAUAUUAAAUAAGGAUUUUAAUGCUCAGGAAAGAGCACUAUUUUUAAAAUUUGUUACGAGCUGUUCUAAGCCGCCUCUACUAGGUUUUGCCAACUUAGAACCACCCUUCUCGAUCAGAUGUGUUGAAGUCAGCGACGAUCAAGAUAACGGAGACACUGUGGGAUCUGUUAUUAAAGGGUUUUUCAAUGUUCGAAAAAAAGAAACUAUGAGUCGAUUGCCAACUUCGUCUACUUGUUUUAAUUUAUUGAAAUUACCAAAUUACCAAAAAAAGAGUACGUUAAGAGAGAAGCUGCGUUACGCAAUAACGUCUAAUACAGGCUUCGAACUCUCUUAA
Messenger RNA from Dimorphilus gyrociliatus, 3274 nucleotides. Lineage: Eukaryota; Metazoa; Annelida; Polychaeta; Dinophilidae. The record is from the annotation of a GenBank genome assembly.